Molecule: messenger RNA, 675 nt
Organism: Prunus avium (sweet cherry)
Lineage: Eukaryota; Viridiplantae; Streptophyta; Magnoliopsida; Rosales; Rosaceae
Source: RefSeq, a predicted model, not a curated record
AUGGCAGGAGAAGGAAGUAGCUUCGUGCAACCAGCAAUUCCACGCUUCGAUGGUCAUUAUGAUCACUGGAGCAUGUUGAUGGAAAACUUCUUGAGGUCCAAAGAAUAUUGGGGCCUAGUAGAGAAUGGAAUCAAGCAGUAUGCAAAGGGUGCAGAGUUGACAGAAGCUCAAUUGAAAGCCUUAGAGGAUCAGAAGCUCAAAGAUUUGAAGACCAAGAACUAUCUCUUUCAGGCCAUUGAUAGAGCUAUAUUAGAGACCAUCUUGAAGAAAGAUACAUCGAAGGAUAUAUGGGAUUCAAUGAAGAAGAAAUAUCAAGGAACGGCGAAAGUCAAGCCAGCUCAACUUCAAGCUCUUCGCAAAGAGUUUGAGAUGCUCAAUAUGAAGGUUGGAAAGUCAAUUGAUGAGAAUUUUGGAAGGACUCUAACCGUGGCUAACAAGAGGAGGAUCAAUGGAGAGACGCUGGAAGAUGUAGCUAUUAUCGAAAAGAUUCUGAGAUCAAUGACACCAAAGUUUGACUAUGUGGUGUGUUCGAUUGAAGAAUCAAAAGAUCUUGAUCAUCUCUCUAUUGAUGAACUACAAAGCAGUCUUUUGGUACAUGAACAACGGAUGAAUGGCCAUGCAAUGGAAGAACAAGCAUUGAAGGUGAGCCAAGAGAAUUACUUGAUCGGUUCAUAA